Molecule: messenger RNA, 2007 nt
Organism: Scomber scombrus (Atlantic mackerel)
Lineage: Eukaryota; Metazoa; Chordata; Actinopteri; Scombriformes; Scombridae
Product: protein NLRC3-like
Source: RefSeq, a predicted model, not a curated record
AUGAAGAGUGACCGGUCUAGAGAUGAUCCUCCAGCCUUCAGUAAUGAACCUGGACCCUCAGACUCAAAGAAGAGGAGGGCUGGUUCUGUGGAGGAGCAGCUGUCCUGCUGUUCUUUGUGUCAGGACGGCCUGAAGGAUCCAGUCUCUACCAGCUGUGGACACUGGUUCUGCAGACAGUGCAUCACCUCAUACUGGGACCAGUCUGCUUCAUCAGGAGACUCCUCCUGUCCCCAGUGUGGAAAAAGAUCCAGAACCAGACCUGGACUGCAGACAGACAAUCAGACCAGCACUGUAAAAAAAAGUGGUCUGCAGGAGGUUUUAGAUGAACAUCAGAUCAGUCUGAGCAGCACAUGUGAAUGUGUGACUCAAGGAACUGAUGAAGCAGGAAGUGAAAUCCUCCUCAUCAGCAUCUUCACUGAGGUCUACAUCAGAGAGGGACAGAGUGAAGAGCUUAAUACCCAACAUGAGGUGAGGCAGCUUGAAACAGCUUCCAACAAGAAGACCCUCCAUGACGCUCCAAUCAAGUGUCAGGACAUCUUUAAAGUCUUACCUGACCAACAGAAACACAUCAAAGUGGUUCUGAUGAACGGCGUCGCUGGUGUUGGAAAAACCUUCUCAGUGCUGAAGUUCACUCUGGACUGGGCACAGCGCUCCAACAACCAAGAUAUCAGUCUACUGAUUCUGUUCUCGUUCAGGUCGCUGAACCUGAUCAAAGAUGAGCAGUACAGUCUGCUCAUGCUGAUCCAUGUUUUCUAUCCAACAUUACAGAAGCUCACAGCAGAGAAGCUCGCUGUCUGUAAAGUUCUGUUCAUCUUUGACGGCCUGGAUGAAAGCAGACUUUCACUGGAUUUCAACAACAGUGAGGUCGUGUCUGAUGUCACACAGAAGUCAUCAGUCAGCGUGCUGUUGACAAACCUCAUCAAGGGGAAGCUGCUUCCCUCGGCUCUCGUCUGGAUAACUUCCCGACCUGCAGCAGCCAAUCAGAUCCCUCCUUCAUGUGUUAGCAGGAUAACAGAAGUACGAGGCUUCACUGACGCCCAGAAGGAGGAGUACUUCAGGAGGAGGUCUUCUGCUGGAUCACUGCUACAGUUCUGGAACAUGUUGACUACAGACCAGAGAGGAGAGCUGCCCAAGACCCUGACUGACAUGUACUCACACUUCCUGCUGGUUCAGACAAAGAGGAAGAAGAACAAGUAUGAUGAGGGACAUGAGACGAGUCCACAGGAGCUGACAGAGGCUGACAGGAAACUUCUUCUGAAGCUGGGGAGGCUGGCGUUUGAACAACAGGAGAAAGGAAACAUCAUGUUCUACCAAGAAGACCUGGAGCAGUGUGGUCUUGAUGUCACAGAGGCCUCUGUGUUAUCAGGAGUUUGUACACAGAUCUUCAAAAGAGAGAGUGUGAUCUUCCAGAAAACAGUCUACAGCUUUGUUCAUCUGAGUGUUCAGGAGUUUCUGGCUGCAGUCUACAUCUACCACUGUUACACCAAUAGGAAGACAAAUGUACUGGAGGACUUCUUGGGGAAAAAACACAUUGAUUCAUCUCUGGAAGUUUUCCUGAGGACAGCCACAGAGGAAUCCUUGAAAAGUAAAAAUGGCCACCUGGACCUGUUUGUCCGCUUCCUUCAUGGCCUCUCUCUGGAGUCCAACCAGAGUCUCUUAGGAGGCCUGCUGGGUCAGACAGACAACAGUCCAGAAACCAUCCAGAAAGUAAUCAACAACCUGAAGGAGAUGAACACUUGGUCUGUCUCUCCUGACAGAAGCAUCAACAUCUUCCACUGUCUGAUGGAGAUGAACGACCGCUCAGUACAUCAGGAGAUCCAAGAGUUCCUGAAGUCAGAGAACAGAUCAGAGAAGAAACUCUCUCUGAUCCACUGCUCAGCUCUGGCCUACAUGCUGCAGAUGUCAGAGGAGGUUCUGGAUGAGUUGGACCUGGAGAAGUACAACACAUCGAAGCAGGGACGACGGAGACUGAUCCCAGCUGUGAGGAACUGCAGAAAGGCUGUGUAA